AUGAAGUCCAAAAUGAAGUCCGAAAUACAACAUGAGUCACCACGCUGCCCAAAUCUCCCACCGGAAAUAUGGGAGAUGAUCAUCAAUUACCUCCUGAUUGAUCUACAUCCGCGCGGGCUCCAGGGUCUGGCAUGUGUAGCGCGCGCCUUUUACAAACGGCUUAAUUGGAUGCUUUACAAGACCGUUCUGCUCUUCUCGUCGCAUGAAAGUGCUCUGUUUACCCGCACCCUGCAAGAGCGUCCACAUCUCCGUACGUUGGUCCAGGAAGUGCGCCACGACGAUGACACAGGCUGUAAAAUAUACUCGGAUGACUCGGUGGCGUUCUAUCAGGUAUUGUCACAGCUACCGAAUUUGGAGUCUCUUGUUAUGAGAAUGCGCACGAGUGCUUGCAAGGAAGACUUGGACGAAUUGGACCGAGUCAAGCCUUUUGAGUUUCUGAUGCGAAAGACCGGGCAUGGUGAACUCCCGCCCAAAUGGGGGAAAUUCCUCUUCCCGCAGAGUAUCACGGAUGGGCUUGUUUUUGAGGAUCUGAAACAAGCGCUGUGGUUCCAAUCUCGCCUUCCUGAUGUUCUAGCUCUUCCAGCACUUCGGUCUUGCCAUAUCGGGAGUGACUACCUGUCUGACCAGGCCCAGAUUGGAGAAGCCGUUUUUAUAGAGCCACUCUUUUGGCACCCAGCCCUGGAGAAGAUUUGCAUCACAAAUAGCGUUUUCGAAAGCGAGACUUUGAUAUGGCGGUCGAAACUGAGGCCACACCGCCGAGGCAUCUCAGCCAAACAAUGGCCACAAGACCAGGCUAGCGAUGUUAAUGACUUCUCAGACGCUUUAGCGCCACAAAAAUCUUCCCUGGAGUCUAUUGAUAUGGACAUUUACUGGGGAGAUGAAACCUGGAGCAAUCUGAGAUCCUUUACCUCUCUGACUUGUCUUACAGUGACGCCGUAUACUUUGACGGGCUCCUGGGAAGGAGAGCACAUAUUUACAUCCCUCGAUGAUGUCACAUUCCCGUAUAGUCUUGAGAACUUCACACUUCGUUGGGAGGAGGAUGAAGGGACAGAGGAGCCAUUUUCACAGAUGCUCGAAAAGCUCGACAACGGUCACCUUCCGAACCUUAAAGAUUUCACUAUCGAGCUACCCCUGCUCUCUUCUCACUACGAUUACCCUAUGGAGUGCAUCGACGAAGACAGCUUUAACCUUUUUAACGAGAGGUUCGAAAGACGAGGAGUCCAUCUCCACGUCCCCGAUGUUUGUUACCUGGACUUUAUACCCAGCUAUGACAUUUGCUCAUGUGAACACAUGGAGUAUUACCACCGUUUCCCGGAGCAUAGAGCGGAAGAAUGGCUGGACGAUAAGUAUCCCCAUUGGGAAAGCAUACCACCCAGUCUUACUCUCGGUGAGAUGGCGGACGAUCUGGCCAGGUGGGAGGUUGCGCGUGAUGAGGAGUCUAACAUAUUUGACCUUGAGGGACUACCUCCGAAUUCCCACGCAGACCUUUUGUUGAAGCACAUUCGUGGCAGGCUGUCAGAUGAAAUGAUGGCAACUCUUCGCCGAUUCACAUAG
Molecule: messenger RNA, 1554 nt
Organism: Penicillium odoratum
Lineage: Eukaryota; Fungi; Ascomycota; Eurotiomycetes; Eurotiales; Aspergillaceae
Exons: 3
Coding region: 1-1554 (517 amino acids)
Source: RefSeq, a predicted model, not a curated record